AUUUUCUGUUACUGAAGCCCGGAUUGCACUACACGGCUUGAUUUUGGUAUGGCGACACAAUACCCACCUCCUUCGAAACGGCAGAAGCGGGCGCAGGCCGAAUUCACGCGCGAACAACAAAAUGUCGACACAACGAUCCCAGACGGCACCGUACGAGUACGCUUUGUAGACCAGGCCACAGGCGAAAGUGGCAGUCUGCCUGUCCUUACUGUACCGCUCUCGCAAGCGACCACCAAAAACCUUGAGAUCCUCCUGAACGAGCUCAAAGACCAAGCCGAGGACCAAGUACCGUACCGAUUCUUCCACGACGAGGCUACAGAAGCGCUUGGAGACAGGGAAGACUUGUACAAUGCAUUGGUGAAGUCAGGGAAGGCAUCUGCAGAAACAGAGAUAGUGCUGCAGUACGCGCCGCAAGCUGUGUUCAGAGUAAAGGCUGUGUCGAGAUGCGCAGCAGCAGUCUCUGGGCAUGGAGACAACAUCUUAGCGGUGCAGUUUUCACCAAAGAGCUCAGGACGGAUGGCUAGUGGAAGUGGAGAUAAAACAGUGAGGAUAUGGGACUGCGAAACUGGAACACCUGUACACACCAUGAAGGGCCACACGAGGUGGGUGCUUGCGGUCAGCUACUCCCCAGACGGCUCAUUAUUGGCGUCCGGAGGGUACGACAACGAGGUCAGGAUAUGGGAUUCUGAGACAGGAAAGCAGGUUGGCGGUGCGCUAAAGGGACACACCAAUUUCAUCACGUCACUUUGCUGGGAGCCAUAUCAUCUACAAGAGCCAGGGCGGCCGAGAGUAGCGUCUUCGUCAAAGGAUGGCCUGGUACGAGUGUGGGAUGCAGUCGGCGGCAAAAUCGAUUUCGCGCUGUCAGGACACAAGGGCAGUGUGACAUGCGUCAAAUGGGGUGGUACUGGACGCAUAUACACUUCUUCCCACGACAAGACAAUCAAGGUCUGGAACGCGGCGACCGGCUCGCUGCUCAGUACCUUGUCAGGUCACGCUCACUGGGUGAACCACCUUGCUCUUUCUACCGAUUUCGUCUUGCGCACUGCAUACCACGACCACACACGGAAGGUACCGUCGACACCGGAAGAGAUGGUCGCAAAGGCGAAAGCACGCUUCGAAAAGGCUGCAACUAUCAAUGGAGAGAUUAUUGAGCGUCUUGCGACAGCUUCAGAGGACUGCACUCUGAUCCUGUGGACUCCUUUGACUAGCCCAAAGCCGGUCACCAGGAUGACUGGACAUCAAAAGCAGAUCAACCAGGUUGUCUUUUCACCAGAUGGUCAGCUUCUUGCAUCUGCAGCGUGGGACAACCACGUCAAGCUCUGGUCAGCCCGGGACGGAAAGUUCCUCAACACCUUACGAGCGCACGUGGGUCCUGUGUACAUGGCAAGCUUUUCCGCAGAUAGCAGACUGCUCGCCAGUUGUAGCAAAGACACAACGCUCAAGGUCUGGGACAUGAGGACAGGAAAGCUGAAGGAGGACCUUCCAGGCCACAAAGACCAGGUCUUUGCGUUGGACUGGAGUCCAGAUGGCGACAAAGUGGGCAGUGGAGGAGCAGACAAGCAAGUGAGGAUAUGGAGGAACUGAGGAGCUGAG
Macroventuria anomochaeta is the source of this 1593-nucleotide messenger RNA. RefSeq names its product F-box/WD repeat-containing protein pof1. The record is from RefSeq and is a predicted model, not a curated record. Gene Ontology annotation, molecular function: protein binding. NCBI's taxonomy places the organism in Eukaryota, Fungi, Ascomycota, Dothideomycetes, Pleosporales, Didymellaceae. Bases 49 to 1584 code for a protein of 511 amino acids. Gene Ontology annotation, biological process: ribosomal large subunit assembly. Gene Ontology annotation, cellular component: nucleolus. The transcript has a single exon.